Molecule: messenger RNA, 3671 nt
Organism: Fomitopsis serialis
Lineage: Eukaryota; Fungi; Basidiomycota; Agaricomycetes; Polyporales; Fomitopsidaceae
Product: RNA polymerase II-associated protein
Exons: 14
Coding region: 135-3434 (1099 amino acids)
Biological process (GO): regulation of DNA-templated transcription
Cellular component (GO): Cdc73/Paf1 complex
Molecular function (GO): RNA polymerase II complex binding
Source: RefSeq, a predicted model, not a curated record
UCGCCACCAACUCUUGACCAGCUCGCCUACAUCGUCGUUGCCUACCUCUCCUGCGACCUCCUGGACAUUCGAAGACCCACUGAACAUUGCGCCGUACCCUGACUUGAAGCUCUUGCUUUUGGUGGCUGCUCGAAAUGAACGGCGACCCGGCUCGUUCACCAUCGCCUUCCGCACCUGGGCGUACUAUUGACAUCGAAUUGGGCCAACAUGAAGUUAUAACAAUCGAACUCGACAAACUGGACCCAGAUCCUUCAGACCUCGUGGAGCUGCUGACAGAGGGACAGUGCAAGGUGUCAAUAUGGACGCGUCUUGCCGUGGAAUAUUGGCGUCAAGGGAACUUGAGUGCAGCAGAGCAGAUUGCUCAAGCAGGCAAGAAGUCUCUCCAUGCCAACGGGGCGCAGGCAUCUUCCGCACCACUGUUCUCCCUAUUAGCAAAUAUUCAAAUGGCACGCGCCGGCUCAGCACCUAAGUUAAUUCUUUACGACGCUCGCGAGGACAACAUGAGGACGGAGAAGCCGAGAGAAGAGUACUUCAGGGACGCAGCGCAGAUAUUCAAUCAGGGCGAGAGGAUUGCCACCGAAUCAGGGAAGCUGGGCAGUACACUCUCAAUGUUGACACGCGGUGUCAUGCAGAUGGGGACGCGUGCCUUGGACGACGCACUCCGAUCAUUCAACAGCGUAUUGAGCCAAGAUCCCCAAGGGAACAACAUCAUCGCCCUCCUGGGGAAAGCAAAAAUUCUCUAUGCACAACGCGAGCAUUCUCAGGCGUUGAAGAUCUUUCAGACUGUUCUUCGACUAAGUCCAAAUUGCCAACCGGAUCCUCGCAUUGGUAUUGGGCUCUGCCUAUGGGCCAUGGAUUACAAGGCGAAGGCUAAAGCAGCCUGGCAGCGAAGCUUAGAAGUAAAUCCUAACGGAGGCGCUGCUUCGCUUCUUCUCGGGCUGGAAGCUCUGAAUGCGAGUAAGGACGAGACUCAGACACAAGAAGAGCGGAAGACGACAUUUCUUACCGGCACUCGUUACAUCGAGAGGGCCUUCAAGGCUAACCAGAGGAACUCGGCUGCUGCCAACGCGCUGUGCGAAUUGAUCCUUCUAAAGGGGCAAUACAAGAUGGCAUUGAAACUAGCAGAGCGUGCGAUCCAGUUCACGGACGUCAAGGCCAUUCUGACAGAUGGGUACAUUCGAGCAGGCCGUGUUUCCCAUUCAAUGGGAAACAAGGCUGAUGCCAGGAAACACUACAAACUCGCCUUGAAAGGCCAGCCAGCCAACAUGCUUGCGAACAUUGGUCUGACGCAGAUGCAAGUCAAGGAUGAUGAACUGGCUGCCGCUAUUAACACGUUGGAUUCCUUCCUUCAGCAGGCGCAAAGUUCGCGUCAGCGUCCGGUCGAGGCCAUGGUAAUGCUUGCCUCACUUCGCGCGAAUCCUAUUCCUGGAAUCGGCGUCACGGAGAAGGGUAAGGCACGAGAACUGUAUGACCAAGUCAGCAAGCUCCUCGGCCUGCCGGACUCUCUUACGCAUUCCACGAACGGCAAUCACCCACACCAUACGGGACGGUCGUCAAGGAGGAUUGCAGAGGAUGUAGACAUGCACAUCGAGAUCGCGCGACUUUGGCAGGACGACAAUUUGGAACGUAUGCAACGAGCACUGAAGGAGGCGUUGCGGAUAAGCGAGGUCACCAGCAAGCCGAACUCUAAACUUGUCAACAACGUCGCCGUUCUCGAGUACCUUGAUGGGAACCUCGGGUCUGCGCGGUCAAUGUUCGAAAAUGCCAUCGUUCAAGCAACGACGCUGGACUCAGCGACCGCUGACGACAUGUCAACCACGACGCUGUAUAACCUCGCGCGGACGUACGAAGAGCAAGGCGAGGAAUCCAUGGCGAAGGAUGCGUAUGAGAAACUUCUGGAUAGACAUCCAGAAUACGUUGAUGCGAAAAUCCGACAAGCGCAGAUGCUGGCGGAUCUCAACAAGCACAACGAAGCCCACGACCUUCUCAAGCAAGCUCUCGCCUCAGAACCCAACAACCUGAACCUCCGUGCAUACUACACAUACUUCCUCGUCCAGUCCAACCUCCCGAAACCAGCCAAGGAAUUCGUCUUCGCCACUCUCAAGGAUCACGACAGGCACGACUUGUACUCACUCUGUGCAGCUGCCUGGAUCCAGUACUACCAGGCCCGAGAGAGCCGUGACCCCUCGCCGAAAGGCAUCGAGGAGCGGAAACGCAGCUUCCAGCGGGCAGCUGACUUUUAUCAGAAGGCGCUAAGCAAAGACUCGACGCUUGCAGUAGCGGCGCAGGGUCUGGCCAUCAUCAUUGCAGAGGAUGCUUUGGGUACCCUAGGCGGUGCUCUCGGUCCUCCUGCCCACGAUGAGGGCAUGAAACGGCUGCAAAACGCUCGGGAGGCGUUGGAUGUGUUCGCGAAGGUGCGAGAGUCGUUGAAUGACGGGAGUGUAUACAUCAACAUGGGGCACUGUUACUAUGCGCGAGAUGAGUUUGACCGUGCCAUUGAGAGCUACGAAGCGGCGUCAAGGCGAUAUUACAGCGGUCAGAACGUUGCCGUGCUGUUGUGCCUAUGCAGGUCGUACUACGCCAAGGCGACUCGCGACCAGUCAUUUGCCGUCAUGAAUACCGCGCUGCAAUAUGCCCAGAAGGCAUACCAUCUGAAUCCGUCAGACAAAGCGAUCCUCUAUAACAUCGCCAUGAUCCAACAGAAGGCUGCAGAGAUGCUUUUGUCGAUAGCGCCAACGAAACGUUCCCUCAAGGACCUCGAGCUGGCGAUUCAGCAGGCAACGCACGCUCAGAAGCUAUUCGCGUCUCUUGCCGCGGACAAAUCGCAAGUGGUACCCUACAGCCGUGAUAUGGCCGAUCAACGGCGGAAGUAUGGAGACAGUAUGCUCCGGCGAUGCGAUGAACAUCUGGCUACCCAACGACAACAUGAAGCUGAGGCCCAUGCAAAACUUGACGCUGCACGGCAGAAGCGUCAACAAGAAAGGGAACAGCAAGAAGCAUUAGAGCGUGCGCGUGUGGAAGAACUCAAGCGCGAAGCGGAACAACUCGCAGAAGAACGGCGGAAAGCGCGUGAGCAGGCAUUGGAAUGGACACGGGACAUCAAAUUGGAGAGUGAUGAAGAGCGUGAACGCAAAGCUGCGAAGAAAGCUAAUCGGCGCGUCAAGACUGAAGUUGGAAGCGGUGACGAAGGGUUAGCUCCGGAACCACGCAAGAAGCGACGGACCGGUAAGCUGAAGAAGUCGGCUGGCGGGGAAGACGGGGAGGAUGCGGCUCUGUUCAGCGGCGACGAAGAUGAAAAACCUGCUAAGAAGCGACCAUCGAAGAAACGCGUUGUUCGGGACGACGAGGAUGAAGAUGAGCCCGCAGGCGCUCCUCGGAAAAAGCAGAUCAAAAGUAGGGAGUACAUAUCGGACUCAGACGAAGAUAUGUCGUGACCUUUCUGAUUUGUUUCCCAUCCCGCUCUGCUCGCUCUGUCAUACUGUAUCGUACUUGCACGCAUCUGUAUCUCUCAUCCUGCAUAUUUGUUACUUACUAAUGAACGAAUGGAUUUUGUUGUUGUGUGAUGAAGCGUUCAAGAGGGGCGUCAUUGUCUAAACUUAACUUACUUACUUACUGUAAGUAAGCAUAGUAGCCGUUGAAACCAUGAAUCGAUCGGUCGUGUAUAACGUUUC